Molecule: messenger RNA, 867 nt
Organism: Radiomyces spectabilis
Lineage: Eukaryota; Fungi; Mucoromycota; Mucoromycetes; Mucorales; Radiomycetaceae
Exons: 2
Coding region: 112-693 (193 amino acids)
Source: RefSeq, a predicted model, not a curated record
AGACCAUUAGACAGAUAAAAAAAAAGGUUUUCGUUGAAUUCGUUUUCUACUUUAUUUCUUUGUCAACCGUUGCUUAUCGUGUCUCCCACUUUUACUCCUUGUUGGCACACUAUGAAAUUGGCUUCCAUUGUAUGUGUUUUAGUCGCUUGUGCGACGACGGUUUUCACAAGCCCAAUAACGAAGCGCGCUGAAACCGGUGAAGCGUUGAUGUUGUAUGGUUACAAUCCUCCUCGAGUGAAUCCAGACUAUUGCAUUGGGUUCCGUAUCACCUAUCCCACAUACCCAGGAUUGGCUUUCCAGGCCCAUUCCGUUCAACAACUUGCAUGGGAAGUCGACCAAAAUAUUCCCAACGCCCCAGACAUCAUUACUCGUAUCCGUAUUCUCAACAGCACCCAACACAAUCAAUAUGUCAUUGGUGAAAACAUGUCACUUUACACCAACGGUAACACGGGAACUACCAGUUUCCCCUUGGACGUGGAGGAUGUCAGUGGACUCUAUCACUACCGUAUCAUGGUCAACUAUGUUGGUACUGCUGUCCAUUGUGUGUAUGAGUCGGUACCUUUUGUCAUCUUGCAAGAUCCUUUUAAGAAAUACGUCACUGGCGGUCCCGCUCGUAUCCAGCCUCCAACACCUACACCGGCUCAACCUGCAAAGGAGUUGAAUAUCUUGACGGUCACCGAUCACGAAGCAUAAGAUCUUUUUACGUAGUUUUUAUUUUCUUGUUUUUAUAGCACAUCCAUUUAUGUCAAGGAUCUUUUUUUCCUUAUCUCGUUUCCCAUACCAUUGUCGCUGCUGUAGAAUAAAAAAAGAUAUCCUUAUCUCUCAAUAUACAGUAUUUGUGAAUACGAUUAUUUUACCGUAUGGCGC